GUCCUCCAUCCCCAUGCUGACCCCAGCCCGGCUCCCGCGGGGCCGCGGCCGUGCCGCUGUAGCUGCGCAGGGGAGGGGGAGCCGCAGGUGGUCGCGGGUCUUGUGUCAAAGCGUUUCGCCGUCCAAUUUUUAUAAAGCGAAAGCCUCGGUUUUAAGUUAUUUCCCCCCCCUUAAUUCUGUACUUUGCACGUAAAAGCAUCACCCGUUGGAGCAGCGGUAGUCUUGCAAUAGCUUAUUAAUGGUCUUUCUGCUCAUUUAUUAUGGUAACUUGUAUUUUGAGAAAAUAUAUAGUGGUGUUACAAACUCAGCUUUAAAUAUUUAAUAUGUGGAAUUCAUUUGUCUGGGAGAUACUAAAACCCUUCACUGAUGAUGAACUGCGUUCCCUGGCAUGUCCCAGCCACCAUAAAUCAGCUCUGGCUUUGGGCCCAUGAUGAGUCCUGAGUGGUUUGGGUGAAUGGAAGGAAUAAGGGGCCCUUUGGAUACUGCUAUUGUUGAUGUAAGAAGCGUGGUGAAACUAGUGCUGAAAGUCACUGCACAAACCAAGACAUCACAAGCUUGCAAGUGUCUACUGAUUGGAAGCUAAAAUUAUUUUCUGCUUAUGAAAGCUGGGAAAAUGUUCAGAAACCACUAUCAGGGGGGCCGGUUUGUUGAAAUAUUCAGUGCUCAAGGCAAGAACCCAGGAGCAAAAUGGAAGAUUUUUGGCAACCCAUCAGCUAUAUCAAAAGAAUAUGACAAAGAACUAAAAGGCUUUGUUUUUGUACUUGAAGGAAACAGUCUAACCAACAAAAUGAAGCUACCAAGGGAAACCAAACAAACUUUGGGACUGGUGCAGCAAUUUCUGACACUUCAGAUUUUUGUGCCAUUGGGAAAAGACUUCUCCACUGAGUUACUGAUAACGGAUUUUGACAAUAUUAAAAGAAGAUUGUAUUUGUCAACAGUCCACAAGGAGUUGUCUGUAACCCCUCUGCAUGCAAAAAUUCCUCUGUUUAUGAUCAAGCGCAAAAUAUGGUGCAAUAUGUGUAUUGACUUGGCAGCAUUCACCUAUGAAAUAUUCAAAGGAGCUUACUUCCGGUCCUUGGAUGGAAUUAUUAUUUCAGCCAACUGUAAGCUAAGAAAGGUCUUCACUUUAAAAUUCAAGCCUCAAGAUACAGCUGAGGAAGGUACAUGCAUUGUUACACCUGGGCAAUAUGAGGCCUCAGAUGAUAUUCCUCCAACCUGCCAGCUCAAUUCUGAUGUCCCACAAGUUACACAAGUGCUGGAUCUAAAUGAAAUUCACAAGCCAAAAAUAAAAUGUAGGGGAAAUGCACUGCAAGAAACAGGUAUCUUGGGUAGUAGAGGCAACAUAUGCAACAGAAAAACUCAGGAUGCAUCACAUAUUGCAUUUGGGUCAAAAAUCCUUGGGCCACCUCCAUCUUCGAACAGAAGAACCAAUGCAAAGGUACCUGGAAAGGUAACAAAGACUUUAAGUAGCAAAGCAUCAUGCCAACUUCAAAAUUCAGGAAUGCCAACUGAAACCAUACCAGAAGUUGAGAGAUUGGAGCUACCACUCUGGCCAUGCAAUGAUACUUUAGAUCAAGGAGGCAAAAGAAGUACUCUCCAAACAACUGCAAAUGAAUAUCAAAAUGACCCUGAAAUUCAGACUCAGAAAACAUCUGUAAGUGGAGAAGCAGAUUUUCAGCUCACCUCACCACAAGUACCAUCACCGGACAAAGACAGUGAUAUAAGAUUAUCUCUAAAAAAUACAGCCAAACCCACAUGGGAGAUAACCAAUGAUAAAUGGGUGUUUCCAGAGAGGCUCACUGAGAGUAUUCAGUUGGAUAGGAAGGAGCACUUGGGAGCUACUGGAAGUUCAACCUGCUGUAAUUUACCCUCAGCCCAGAAUGCCUCUGUUGAACAUCACAGCAGGAAAGCAGCUGAUCUGCAAACGAGUAAGAAAGAGGUUUUCACAUUUUCAUCAAAACCUCGAUCAGCUCCUUAUGGAAAGUCUCCAAAUAUAUCACCAGAAAGUUACAUUUUCCCACUGGAAUUGGAGCUAGACAGUAGCGGAGAACAUGAGCAAAGCAGAACUGAAGACAGCUUUGAAGGAACUGACAGCAGUGAGGAGCAGGAUUGCACCUCAGCUGCGAGAGGCACUGCAGGUGAGACUGCCUUACAUCCUCUGUGGGAACAUAUGGCAGAGGAGCAGCGUCAUGAGAUGAGGGAUGACAACAGUGAACUCAUCCAGAGUACUGAGAACAUUGAGAACAGCCACGGUAGACAAGGAACAUCUGAUUCAGCAGUUUUUAAAGAGAUUCCAUUAAAUAAGAUGUCACAGAGAAAUGAAUACUCAAAGAAUAAGGAACACAGCAAAUAUAAUGUUGAAGAGGCCAUCUUAUCAAAACCACAGAGUUCCACCAUGAGAAAAACAGAAUCUAUUAGCUUCCAGAGAACUUUAAAGCCUAUCCGUUCUCUUUCUCCGAUUCAAAGUAAAUCCAAAUCCUUUAGAGUAAUUAGAAAUGUAUCUAAAGAAACUGAAAGAUAUGAAGGAGUUUCAGAUCAAUUUGAAAGAUCUGUCAGUAAAACAUCUCUCAAGAAAGUCUCAAAUGGAAAUUCAUGUCUGACAGCACAAACUUGUGAGUAUGACAGGAAGAAGUACCAGUCAAACAGACUGAGUUCAUCCGAACUACAGAUGCUGGCCAGCAUGAAGAGACAACAAAAUGAAGAAAUAUGGGAUGCUGGGAUCUCCCACGGGCUGAGCACCACACAGAUCGAUUGCUGCAAUGUCAACCUAAAUAUAGCUGAUGAUGAUACAGCAACCUGGAAUUCUUGUUUCCCACCACCCGUCAGUCAGGAGCAUCACUAUCAGAAAGAAAUGAGCCCACUUUCUCAUUCCAACCCACGGGACUGCUUAAAUGUGUUCAGUCCCCCUAUCAUUCCUGGAAGCCAACAACUAGAAGAGAACACUAAAUCUUCAACAAAACAGGGAACUCCAGGUGAAGAUCACCCCAGUGCUGAAGAAGAUGAGGAAGUUUUGCCUCUUUUGCAUGAUCCAUUUCUGAAUUGUUACUUUGACACAAAUUCUGGGAAAUACUGUGAAUUGGCAUAGUCAGAACAUCAGAGGAUAUUAUUUUGUAUUCAUAGUAUCUUCUGAUUUCUUGCAAAAUCUGACUGAGCCAUACAAUUUAUUAUAUAACUUAAAUUAAACAAUAGUUUUGCAACCAAAUUAAUAUAUUUGGCAAACCAUGUCUUAUUUUUAUAGCUUUGUAUUAAAUUGUAAUGCAGUGGAAGAUCACAUAGCAUAAAAGUUCCUUGUGUUUAAGACAGUUAUUUACUAGUCUAAUUUAUUUCCAAUAUUCACAGCUUCCAUAUGAAAACAAAUGAAGCUGAAUCAAGAAGGUUGGUAGUGUUUAUGUGUAAAUCAUGGCUUUACUCAAAUAAAAAACAUUACUUGUUUA
Taeniopygia guttata (zebra finch) is the source of this 3434-nucleotide messenger RNA. The record is from RefSeq and is a predicted model, not a curated record. NCBI's taxonomy places the organism in Eukaryota, Metazoa, Chordata, Aves, Passeriformes, Estrildidae.